Lutzomyia longipalpis is the source of this 675-nucleotide messenger RNA. Its product is annotated as histone H2A. The transcript has a single exon. Gene Ontology annotation, molecular function: protein heterodimerization activity; structural constituent of chromatin; DNA binding. Gene Ontology annotation, cellular component: nucleosome. NCBI's taxonomy places the organism in Eukaryota, Metazoa, Arthropoda, Insecta, Diptera, Psychodidae. Bases 66 to 440 code for a protein of 124 amino acids. The record is from RefSeq and is a predicted model, not a curated record.
ACUCGCAUAGAGUUCAUAUCGCUUGUGUUUCAACAAAGUAAAGAAAAACUCUUCAAUCUUGAAAAAUGUCUGGUCGUGGAAAGGGAGGCAAAGUCAAGUCAAAGGCGAAGACACGUUCCAACCGUGCUGGGCUCCAAUUCCCCGUGGGACGUAUCCAUCGUCUCUUGCGCAAGGGAAACUACGCUGAGAGAGUUGGUGCUGGUGCUCCAGUUUACCUGGCUGCCGUCAUGGAGUAUUUGGCUGCUGAAGUUCUCGAAUUGGCGGGAAAUGCUGCUCGUGACAACAAGAAGACCAGGAUCAUCCCGCGUCACCUUCAGCUGGCCAUCCGCAAUGACGAGGAAUUGAACAAAUUGCUCUCUGGCGUGACAAUUGCUCAGGGUGGUGUUCUGCCCAACAUCCAGGCAGUGCUCCUGCCUAAGAAGACCGAGAAGAAGGCCUAAAUUCUCCUCUGCUGGACAUCGCAUCAAGUCUCAUUUCACAUCAACACAAAAAAACGCCCUUUUCAGGGCGACAAAAUCAUUACAUAACGAGUUAUAAUAUGAAUUUCUUUCAACUGCUUUUAGAUAUUUUUUAAUAAAAUUUUAGACAAAAAUUUGAAUUCCUAAAAAAUUUACGAAAACAUCGACGUCAAAAAAAUAAAAUAAAAAAUACAUUAGAAUUACGUUACAAUUUGCU